UGUGUGUAUGCGUGUUCGUCCUCUUUCUUUAAUCAGAACUCGGACUGGAUCACAAUUCACGUUUACAUGCAAGACAUCGAAUAUACGAAGAAUACUUGAAAAGUUUAGAGAAACGAUACAGUAUUAAGCUAAGUGAAUCUGAUGUCUACAGUCCUUCAAUGAACGAUGAUUAUCAGAAUGAUUCCAUUGGAUAUGAUAUUCUACCGGAAAGUUUAUUAAUGUCAACCAGCACUGCUGCUGCUGCCACUGCUCCCGAUAAUGUUGAUUAUGUUGAUGAUGGUCUUUACUCCACACUGACAACAGGACAAACUGAUCAAUCGAUGUCAAUUUAUCAGAUGAAGACACGACAGAGUACAACAGAAGAGAAGAUAACCGCUAGAAAAUGUGAACAAGAGCGUGUACAGAAGAAAACAUUCACCAAUUGGUUGAACACAUAUUUAUGUAAUGCCAAUCCACCCUUGAAAGUACACGACUUAUUUGAAGAUAUCAAAAAUGGAAUAAUGCUGAUAAGGAUUUUAGAAGUUUUAUCCGGACAGAAGCUGAAAGCUGAGACUCGUCCUCAAAUGCAUAGAAUUCAUUGUCUGUCAAAUAUCAAAACUGGAUUGGAAUUUUUACAUUCCAAAAAUGUGAAAUUGGUCAACGUGAAUCCAACAGACAUUGCUGACGGGAAGCCAGCAAUUGUACUUGGUCUUAUAUGGGUUAUUAUACUUUAUUUCCAGAUCGAAGAACAAGAAGAAUUACUACUGAAAAUUUUAGAUCUUCCAGCUGGUUCACUAAAAACCAGAGGUUCGGCUAAACGUGCCUUACAAGCAUGGGUUCAAGAAAUUUUCGCAGGGAAAUAUGAUGUUGAAAUUCGUGAUUUCGGUCCAAGUUGGCGUGAUGGUAUCGCAUUCAAUGCUAUGGUGCAUAAUAUUGACUCAAGUCUUGUUGAAAUGGAUAAAGUUAAAACAAGAACACCUAAAGAAAACUUAGAACAUGCAUUCACUAUAGCUGAAAAACACCUGGGUAUACCAAGACUUCUUGAUCCUGAAGAUGUGGAUGUUGACAGACCAGAUGAAAAAUCAAUUGUCACUUAUGUUGCUCAAUUUUUCAAAGCAUAUCCAGACGCUGGAAGACGAAGACCUGACUCACCUACUAAAGCAGAUGUAAAAGUGAAAAUAGACAGUCUGAUGAAGUUUGUUCGAGAUUCUGAGUCAAAAAUAAGAACAGCUAGAUCUGGCAGAUCAAAUUUAAACGACCAAUAUCAGAUUUAUGAUGAAUUAACUACUGAAAAAGCAGAAAGAGAAGAAAUGUAUGAAUCCCUUAAAGAUCAAUGGUACUCUGGUCUUUUAUCCCAUGCUGACACACUAGUCAAUCCAAGUGAAGUAGAAAUUUUAGAAGAAGCUUGGAAUAACCUGGAUGACAGUAUCAACGAAUGGUUAUGGGAAAUGGAUGCAAAAGUACCUGGGGAACUUGGUCGUAUUUCAAGAUGGUUAUGCCAAGCGGAAAAAUGGUUUAAACAAGUUGGCCAGAAAUGGUAUCAAAAGUCAUCUACUACAGAGGCAGUCGGUUUCUGUGGUACUCAGAAAGAAUCAUGGCGUCCAUCGAGUGCUGAACCGGCGAAUUCACCUCCAUCAAGUGAAUUGUUAGAUAAAUUACAGAGUGAAAAAAUUGAGAUUUUCGGUACAAAUAAUCAUAAACUCAACUCUAUCCGUGACGAUUUACCCGGAACUAUUGCGAAUGAAAGGUCGACUGGUUUGCCUGCCUCACUAAUCAACCAGUUAGGUAAACGAUUGUCGUGGAUAACCGGAUAUGAACCAGGUAGCAGUGCAGUUCUUGGUGCGGCCAAAGCUCGCAGGACUUUCCUCGACAUUCUGUAUAAUAUUAAUCGAACAGAAACUAGUACAGGUGUACGCAUACGAAGUCGUCGAAGAGAGAGUGCUACAGGUUUUGAACAUCGUUAUUGUAACUGGUUAGAUCUUGUUGAUGGGAAUAUACAAAUGGAAACAAAGGAAAUGGUCAAUGGAAUUCUGACGGAUUAUCAGCUUUGUCUGAAGACUGAACAUAUUCCAGAGAAAUUAGAUCAGUGUAAAUGUGAAUUGGGAAAGCACAUGGGCCUACUGAAUAAAAUCUCUCAGUAUGAUGAUAAACUCCUACCGAAAAAUGCUUUGGAAGUAGUUCAACAAUGGCAGGACGAUUGUGAAGCAAAAUGGAAUAUUGAGAAGUCAAAUUAUCUUAUACAACUAGGCGAGAAGAUUAAACAACGUUUAACAGUAUGGGAUAAGCUCGAUCAAUAUAUGAGAAGUAUAGAAACUUCCCUAUCACAACUUGAAAGUUCAAAAGUGCUGCUGAAAGAAAGCGAUUGGUACAAUCAACGAGAUGAAAUUUUGAGAUUAUUACAAGAGGCCAAUGAAGCAGCGGAUUAUCUUGGAGAAUCAGCUGAUCAUCACCGAUUGAAAAUGUUCCAGAAAAGAAUUGAACAGUUAGACAUUGAAGUAAGUUGUGAACAAAUUUUUUUGGAAAUUUAUGGAAUUCUUUUCUGA
Trichobilharzia szidati is the source of this 2522-nucleotide messenger RNA. Lineage: Eukaryota; Metazoa; Platyhelminthes; Trematoda; Strigeidida; Schistosomatidae. The record is from the annotation of a GenBank genome assembly.